Messenger RNA from Dermacentor andersoni, 789 nucleotides. RefSeq lists its product as uncharacterized. NCBI's taxonomy places the organism in Eukaryota, Metazoa, Arthropoda, Arachnida, Ixodida, Ixodidae. The record is from RefSeq and is a predicted model, not a curated record.
CAUAGCGUGCGUUCCGUCGAUGUGCGUGAAGCUCGCUGGCAAAUGUGUCAUCUGGGGUGCCGAUUUAGGUUACGUAGGAAAGAAUGAAAUUAGCUUUAGUUACCGCCACAUUAAUUGUCGUCGUGAUUAUAGUCACGGAAGUGGAGCUCGCUAAAGCAAGACGGCGGCCAAAGAGAGGCGUCCAACCAGGGAACGCACGACAGCAGAACCAGCCGCGAAAACCGGGGGGACAAAAACACCCCGUCGGAAAGCCUGGGUCUCACCAAAGGGGUAAUCGGCGCAAACCCCACACGGCACGCAAACCGCCUCGCUCGAAGAAACCUGGAAAAGUGGAGCACGGGGCCAGGAACAGGAACAAGAAGCCUGCAUCGAAUACAAGUCCAGCAGAAAAAGCGGAGGCUCCAAGCGGAAACACAUCGCCAGCAGCCGGAACUCCGAAUGGAAUGGAUGGUGGAAUGAUGGACCAUACGGGAAUGGGCAUGGGAGGUAUGGGAGGAAUGGGAAUGGGAAUGGGAAUGGGAGGCAUGGGAGGUAUGAUGGCUACAAUGAUGAUAGGCCAGUUGGGAAAUACCGUGGGUGGCACAGUGGUCAACAUAACGAGGGCGGCUACCGGACUGGAGGACGGUGGUGCUGGUGCUGAGGGUGCGGGUGGAGAGGAAGGAGGAGCUGAAGGUGGUGCUAACGGGGGCUGGUAGUCAACCGGAACUGCCUCUGGUUAACCUCCCUGCCUUUCUAUGCAUCCUUUUUCUUGGUUAUUGACGGCGCAAUAAAGCUCCCCUGCUGCCCUUC